This is a messenger RNA of Aspergillus costaricaensis CBS 115574, 1155 nucleotides long. Its product is annotated as fungal specific transcription factor domain-containing protein. The coding region runs from base 1 to 1155 and encodes 384 amino acids. Lineage: Eukaryota; Fungi; Ascomycota; Eurotiomycetes; Eurotiales; Aspergillaceae. The transcript has 2 exons. The record is from RefSeq and is a predicted model, not a curated record.
AUGGGGAUGCAUAAUGUAGAUGCAGGAUCAUCAGACGUUGGGCAAGAUCUCGAACAGGAGAUGAAGCGCCGUAUAUGGUGGCACCUCACUUGUACAGAUUGGUUACUUGGAAGCGCACCCGGCCCACAGCAGGGUAUUUACAUGAUCAGCCCUCACCAUACGACGGUCAAGUGUCCUGCCAAUAUCGAAGACGAAGAUCUGACCGAAGAGGGUAUUCAUCGACACCCGAAACCCGACCGUCACCCAACAUCGAUGUCAUUCUUCCUCUGUCGUCUCAAAUUCGCCCAACUCUGUCGCGAAUCCAUGGACGCAAUUCAAUAUGCAAAGACUACACAACCAUCACAACUCAUAUACCCGCUCAUACUGGAAAUAAGCGACAAGUACAUGUCUUUCCUCAGGGAGCUACCGUGGUUCUUCCGUCUUGAAGACGAAGAAGACGAGGCGAAACGUACAGACUUGACCAAGAAGCAGCCCUACAUCUCGCAUCAGCGCGCUGUGCUUCUCUAUGGCAUUUACUCACGCCUGGGUCGCCUCCACCGCCCGUUCGUCACCAAAGGUAUCGCCGACCCUGGCUUUGCAGGUUCAUACAAUAUCGGUAUCGAGUGCGCGGAGAGACUUCUACGAAUCCGUCGCAUGACGGCGGUCCACGGGAGUCAGCUGCUUGACAUAUUCGGCCGCUCGCAGAGUGUUGACCAGCAUACUUUCAAUGCUAUGCUGCUGCUCACAAUAGAUGUGAUGGCGCAUCCGAACUCGCCUGAUUCAGAGCGCCGCAGAGCGGACGUUAUUGAGAUAUGCCACAUCUUGCAAGAUAAGCAUGUAAGGUUGGGUCAGCCUGCGAAUGGAAUUAGUCGAGCCGUGCAAAUGCUGUUGGAUAUCGUGCGGAAUUCGAACCGGCCCCACAUUAAGGACAAAGAUCGUAUUGACAGCACCGGUCAGGUUGGCUCAAAUACUGCGCAAAGUAUGGAUAGUCUGGUGGUUCCGGAUCAAUGCAUGAUGGCAUCGGAAGCAUCGUAUCAAACGGCGUGGAUCGACGAGUUCCUUUCAAUAUCUGAUAAUCAAGAUAUGGACACCCUUUUCGAUGAGCUCUGGGGAUCUUACUCAGAGACGAGCAUUCCAUCUCGGGAGGGCUUCUUGGAUCGGGAGGGGCUAUCCUAG